This is a messenger RNA of Lolium perenne, 2422 nucleotides long. RefSeq names its product UDP-glycosyltransferase 88A1-like. The record is from RefSeq and is a predicted model, not a curated record. NCBI's taxonomy places the organism in Eukaryota, Viridiplantae, Streptophyta, Magnoliopsida, Poales, Poaceae. Gene Ontology annotation, molecular function: UDP-glucosyltransferase activity.
UAUGAGGCGAUAAUACCCUUUUGAUCUCCCGGAGCUAAGGCUCCUGCUAUUAAAAAUCGAAAAUUGACAAUAAACUUGAAAAUAUAGAACAUAUCGUUUUGCUGAUUCGCGUGACUGAGAAUUAACUUUAUUGUCAGUUGACUUUUUAAACCAUAUGAUCACAAUUUGUUUGUGCUAGCAUUAGUUGUAAUAUGAGUUGCAACUGAGUUUUUUUCUAGUCGUAAAUAUAGUUGCAACUGAGAUUUUUUUUUUAAAUAUCAGAUUGCCCGCGAUUCGUGUUAGUCAUGAAUUGCAACAUGGCUUGCAACUGCCCUAGAUCGCCUGAUUGCUAUUCAUGCUACCUCUGAGCUGCAACGUCGGUUGCAAUUAGGGCUCAAUAACAUCUUAAUUCUCUCAAAGUUAAAAAUAUUCCUAGAUAUGGGCUACAACCUACCCGCCCCGUACCGAUUCAAACCUCUAGCGUGUGUAUGAUUAAUCAGUUAGGUACCCAGUACCCACAUAUGACAUAUGCAAGCUGCAGCUACCAGGAACAUUACCACGCUGGAACUAAUCAACAACUGCUUCCACAAAUUACUUUACUACUUAGUACUUAGAGACUUUAAGGAAGAUCUCUGACUUCCCAGGUCCAAAAUACUUCACCCGCAAGGCAGAACAUGACUAUAAGUAGCGCACUACAACGGCAAAGCAUUUCCACACCGCCACUGCCACUGUCAUCUGCCAAAAGAUCGAAAACAUCUCUAUUUCCAAUAGAAGUAUUGAGCAAGCCCAACCACCUCCCACAUGGACAAGAUGAAGCAGACUGUCAUCAUGUACCCCGGUUGCGAUGUUGGUCACAUUGCCCCCAUGACGGAGCUCGCCAACAUCUUCCUCAAGCAUGGCUAUAAUGUCACCAUGGUGCUCGUCGAGCCACCCUUCAAGUCGUCCGACUCCAGCGCCACCGCCAUUGAGCGUAUUGCCGCCUCCAACCCGUCCAUCUCCUUCCAUGUCCUCCCGGCACUCCCUCUCCCAGACAUGUUCGCCUCUGGCAAACACCCUUUCCUACUCAUUCUUCAGCUCUUGCGCGAUUACAACGAGCUGCUCGAAGCCUUCCUCCGCUCCUUGCCCCGGGAAAGCUUGCAUUCCGUUGUCCUUGACAUGUUCUGCAGUCACGCUCUCGACGUCUGCUUGAAGCUCGGUAUCCCGGCAUACACGUUCUUCGCCUCAAGUGCGUCGUGUCUGUCUGUCUUGACCCAGUUUCCUGCAUUGAUAGCUAGCAGGCAGACCGGCUUGAAGGAAAUCGGGGACACGCCGCUUCAUUUCCUCGGAGUUCCGCCGAUGCCGGCAUCUCAUCUCAUCAAAGAGCUACUGGAGCACCCGGAGGAGGAGAUGUGCAAGGCAAUGACCAACACCUGGAAGCGCAACACUGAGACGAUGGGCGUUCUGGUGAACACGUUCGAGUCGUUGGAGACCCGGGCGGUGCAGUCACUUAGGGAUCCUCUCUGUGUCCCCGGCCGGAUCCUGCCUCCGAUAUAUUGCGUCGGGCCGUUGGUUGGCAUGGGCUCAAAGGAUGAAAACGGAGCGGCGAGCAACGAGUGCCUUAAGUGGCUGGAUUUGCAGCCGGACCGCAGCGUCGUGUUCCUCUGCUUCGGAAGCAUGGGCACGUUCUCCGUGGAGCAGCUCCGGGAGAUAGCCGUUGGCCUAGAGAGGUCCAGGCAACACUUCCUAUGGUCCGUGCGCACGCCGGCCGGAAGCCAUGACCCGGAGAAAUACUUGGAGGUGCGCCCAGAGCCGGAUCUCCACGCGCUCAUGCCGGAGGGGUUCCUAGAGCGGACCAAGGACAAGGGCCUCGUCAUCAAGUCGUGGGCGCCGCAGGUGGAUGUACUCCGGCACCGUGCGACUGGUGCAUUCGUUACACACUGCGGCUGGAACUCGGUGCUAGAGUCUAUCGUGGCGGGCGUCCCAAUGUUGUGCUGGCCACUAGAAGCGGAGCAGAAGAUGAACAAGGUGUGCAUGAUGGAGGAGAUGAGCAUCGCUGUGGAGCUAGAUGGGUACAUGGCGGGUUUUGUGAAGGCGGACGAGGUGGAGACCAAGGUGAGGUUGGUUAUAGAGGGUGCAGAAGGGAGGCAGCUAAGGGCGCAGGUGGCUGCUCGCAAAGAAGAGGCGAGGGCGGCAAUUGAGGAAGGGGGCUCGUCACGGGCAUCCUUCGUCCAGUUUCUGUUGGAUGUGGAGAAUAUCGGAGAGCAGAUUGGUGAGUGAUGUAACCUGCAAUUUGCGACCGCUUGAGUAUGGUGCCAGGCCAGGUUAUCAUGUAAGGCUACUUUCAGUACGUCGAUGAAUAAGCAUUUGACUCGUUCAAAAAGAUAAGAAUAAUCAUUUGAGAAUUACACGGAUCCUUAAUUGUUGUAGAUGUCAUGGUCAUACAAAACUUAAGAUUUUUAACAUU